AUGAGCCUGCGCUCCAAGUCCCAAUCCAACCAUCAGUCCCAGUCUCACGCGAAUACCACUGCCUCCUUACCAGCGUCGGCCUCAACUUCCACCUCCAAAUUCGACUUCAAUCUUCAAGGCCUUCCAUACGGGGCCACAACGGCCUCCAAGCCUCCCGUCCGCCUGCUCAGUUCUUCCUCUGUACAUCGAAUCCCUGACCUGGACUCGGAAACACCCGACCACCCCUCCUACUCUCAAACAACGACAAUUACUGGGGAUAACGCGUCGACCUCAUCCAAUAACAGAUACCGGUCUCACGCACCCGCACAGGAUGGACACGUCCUCCGCACCAACACCGCCUCUUCAAUUUCCGCCCGAGACUCUCAGACGAGUCUCCAUACCACCAAAUCUCCCACAAUAAGUCUGCCGUCCGCCGCUGUCAGCAUCCCUCACAUUCGAGUCAAUGAACCACCCAUCCACAACCACAACGGGAGACGGCCAGCCUCAAAACUACCUGCGCAAGAGAACGGCCACAACGCACAUGACACCCUCUUGGGCCCCACGGGAAUUUCGUUGGAUAUCAAUAUUCCUAUUGGUGGCUUCGCGGACGAACUCUCGACUGGUAGUAUCGAGUUCUCAAAAAGAGGGAGCAUGUUAAUUGAUGGGAGAAGGUUGAAUCAAUCUUACAAGAAAUCCUCUCCGAUACUUGCCCCCAUCAUGGACAACGAGAGAAAGGAAGACCCGGAAAAGCCCACGAUGGCGCCCAACACCAGCCAGACUACAACUGCGAUGCCUCCCCCAACUCCUCGAUCUUUACACGAGAGGCCGCCUGCCAAGGUCCUUUCGGCAGAUGAAGAAAUGCUUUCGGAAAAAGUCCGUGGCUUCUAUGCCGCAGGUACAGACGACCAGCACCCCUCCGAGUCCAGCACCAAUCUCGCUGCCAAAAUGGGUGCCCGGUGGCAGCAAACUCUGUCUACCGAUUAUCAAAGCAUGAGCAUUCCGUCUUUGUCGAGGGCCACGUCAACCACAGAUAUCAACGAAGAUGUCGACAGCUCUCGUCACCCAAGCAUGACUCCUUCCGCUUCAGCUCAUACAUCCUUGGCCCCCGACCGAGAAGAGCUCGAGCUGGCAGGCGGACUAGAAGAUUGGAAGGAUGUCGAAUACGCUGAUGUCGACCGCUAUGGUUUCAUCCUUGCACGAGCACCUACAGACCCCAAUGAUGGGGCAGACGACGGUAAGCCUCAGCAGCUUACUCGUGUUUCUACAAGUUUACAAUUGGCUUCUGAAACCCCGCGACGGAAACUUACCCUUCGCCGAAGCCCUAGUAGUGCACAUGCCUCCACGAAAUCUGGAUACAGCAAACACAGCGCACAGACUUCAGAUCAUACACCUCCGCGUCCCUCUACUUCACAAAGCGCCCAUGCUCGUCUAUCACAAGGACGAAAGAGUACAUCAUCUCGAAUUCCCGUUCCUGGAUCCAGGAACAGGCGCUUGAUGGAUUCCGCCAUGGACAUGCUAACACUUCCAAGCACCGCCCAGUCCGUCAUCGAAAAUGGCCAUAUUCAUAUCGAUGAUGCGCGGGCGCGGCGUAAGGAAAUUGAACGGGAGGAGAAGUGGCGGAAAAUGGCUCGCCCGGUCCUCCAAAGCAAGGAUCCCAAAACGAGCUUACCCGUAGUUGGUGGUGGCAGUGGCUCGACCGGCGCAUAUACCUUCGAUACUUCGUCUCCCAAGCUCAUUGAACGAGCCUGGAAAGGCAUCCCGGACAAGUGGAGGGCAGUUGCCUGGCAUAGCUUCUUGACGACCUCUGCAUCAAAGCACAAAGACUCCCUCCUAGAUUCUGAGCUGAUAGCGUUGUUUCACACCUACCAAUCUCGUGGUUCUCCGGAUGAUGUACAGAUUGAUAUUGACGUCCCACGCACGAUCAAUUCUCACAUCAUGUUUCGCCGGCGUUAUCGAGGUGGCCAGCGCCUUCUGUUUCGGGUGUUGCAUGCCAUGUCUCUACACUUCGCUGAAACAGGAUAUGUUCAAGGCAUGGCCGCAUUAGCCGUCACAUUGCUCGCAUACUAUGAUGAAGAGAUGAGUUUUGUCAUGUUGGUCCGAAUGUGGGAGCUGCGAGGCCUUGAGGCGCUCUACAAGCAUGGGUUUGGCGGCUUGAUGAGUGCAUUAAAUGACUUUGAGACACAGUGGCUCGGCAAAGGGGAGGUUGGAACGAAGCUAGACGAUCUCAACAUUGACCCUACAGCCUAUGGUACACGUUGGUAUCUCACUCUUUUCAAUUACACCAUCCCCUUCCCCGCUCAGCUGCGCGUAUGGGAUGUCUUUAUGCUCCUCGGUGACGACACAUCACCUCUUACCCGUCCAUCUACCUCAAACCCACGAGCAGACCCAGAUGAUGGUGAGCACAGCUUCGGCACCACUCUCGACAUCCUACACGCAACUUCUGCCGCAUUAAUCGACGGCAUGCGAGAUAUCCUACUCAAUUCAGACUUUGAAAAUGGCAUGAAGGUUCUCACCAGUUGGAUACCCAUCCAGGACCCGGAUCUUCUCAUGCGCAUCGCCAGGGCGGAGUGGAAGAUGCACCUCAAAAAGGCCGCACAGGGAAGCGGCGGCACUGGAGGUUAG
Molecule: messenger RNA, 2601 nt
Organism: Exophiala aquamarina CBS 119918
Lineage: Eukaryota; Fungi; Ascomycota; Eurotiomycetes; Chaetothyriales; Herpotrichiellaceae
Exons: 1
Coding region: 1-2601 (866 amino acids)
Source: RefSeq, a predicted model, not a curated record